AGAGUGGGCCAAAGCCAAUGAUGACUGCCAUGUCAUUUGUAUCGACAUGCAGGGGGUAGUGUUCACGCCAAACCUGACACACUCCAACGUGUACUAUCAACGGCAGCUGGCCAACUACAACCUCUGUAUCCAGGAGAUGGGCACUGACAAACCUCCUACAAUGUGCCUCUGGCAUGAGGGCAUCGCUCACAGAGGUUCCAUCGAGGUGGCAAGCUGUCUUUUGAAGUGGGCAGAAACAUCUUUCGCUCCCCUAGUCCAGGCAAAGGAACGGAAGCUCAUCAUCUAUAGUGACCGAUGCUGUGGGCAGAACAACAACUGGCGAGUCCUAAACCUCAUGGCCCUACUCGUAUCUAGAGGGUACUUCAGUCAGAUAGAGCAGAAGUUCAUGGUGUCUGGUCACUCCUUCCUUCCCUGUGACCGUUCAUUUGCCACGCUGGACAAGAGGCGUAAGGUGUCCACACUCCACACCCCCAGCGAUGUCGCCGAGAUGAUCCGUGGAGCCAGGCAGCUGCAUCCAUUUAAAGUAAUUGAGAUGAAAUGUGCGGACUUCAGGCAGCUCCCUGAUGCAACAUUAAAGCAUCCACCUGGCUUCCUAAUCACAUCCAUGAUGUGGUUGAAAGUGACAGCUACUGAUCCAUGGUGUGUCCACACAAAAGGGAGCCACAGCCUCUACGAGGGAUGGAAGCAUUGGCUGAUCACCAAACAGAGGAAGAAUCAACCACCUCCAGCUCCCUUGUUCUCCACCACGUAUGCUCGUGCUUACGAGGACCCUCUGCCCAUCAAGAAGGAGAAGCACCGUGACCUUAUGAAAAUGCUAGCCUACAUGCCAGCGGAGGCCCAAGCAUUUUAUGGGACAUUAGAAUGUGAAGAGUAGCCUGGUAUGUGUAGGUCAUGUGCAGGGUAAGGUGGGAUAUAUUGUGUAUAUUGUGUGAAAUUAAUCAUAAAAGUAGUUGUAGCUUAUCUUGUAUGCCUUAUCUUAUGUUGUAUAAUAGGAAUAUAUAGGUAUUUAUUUUAUUUUAUUUAGAACCAAAAAAAGGAAGACGUAUAUGGUAAACUAGCAUAUGGAACCAGCAUGGAAUGAAGAUGAUGUAUGUCUGUAUUGUAAAUAUGUAUUGUUUACCAUUAUUACUGUUUAUUGUUUGUAUGUAUUGUUUAUUGUAAGUAUGUACGGUUUGUUUGUACUGACGUUUAUUUUCUGUACUAUAAGUAGGCCUAUGUAUUGUUCAUUGUUCGUACCGUAUUGUCCGCGUUUUUGUUCUGUGAUUUACGUUGGCAAAAAAUAAAAGAAAUUGAAAGAAAGAAAUGCUUAAUAUUUUCUUUAAGGUUCUGUUACUGUAUUAAAACUAAGAUAAAGGAAUCAAAUCUCCAGUGGUUUAAAUUGAUAUGAUUAAUUGGACUUAUACUGUUAUUCCACAUUAACUGGACAUAUACUGUUCUUCCACAUACCAGAAAUGUAAAUUACUCUAACUUUUUAUUUUUAAGAUUGAUACUAAAAAAUCCUAUCUCAUUAGAAUUGGGAAGCUUUUGUUGUCUAUCUUCAAGUAAAAAAAAAAAAAAGUAAUAUAAUAUUC
Megalobrama amblycephala (Wuchang bream) is the source of this 1571-nucleotide messenger RNA. RefSeq lists its product as uncharacterized. NCBI's taxonomy places the organism in Eukaryota, Metazoa, Chordata, Actinopteri, Cypriniformes, Xenocyprididae. The record is from RefSeq and is a predicted model, not a curated record. The transcript has 2 exons. Bases 47 to 874 code for a protein of 275 amino acids.